Messenger RNA from Mytilus californianus (California mussel), 5846 nucleotides. Its product is annotated as myotubularin-related protein 6-like. Bases 90 to 2360 code for a protein of 756 amino acids. NCBI's taxonomy places the organism in Eukaryota, Metazoa, Mollusca, Bivalvia, Mytilida, Mytilidae. Gene Ontology annotation, molecular function: phosphatase activity; metal ion binding. Gene Ontology annotation, biological process: dephosphorylation. The transcript is spliced from 15 exons. The record is from RefSeq and is a predicted model, not a curated record.
GGAAGGAGGUGUCAUGGCGCUGAUGAAGUUAAAAAAUUCUGAGACAUAAAUUUCACAUUUUGCAAAGAAAUAAAAGUCUGUCAGUCGACAUGGACUUUAUCAAAACCCCAAAGACUGCUUGUGAGUUUAAGGAAAUUAUGGUUGAUAAUGUCAAGCUUCUAGAAAGAUACAAUGCCAGGAAAUCAACGCUUGGAACUCUCUAUCUGACGACAACCCAUUUGAUAUUUGUUGAUGCUCAAGGCAAGAAAGAAACAUGGGUUCUCCAUAUGCACAUGUCUACAAUAGAUAGGUUGCCCUUGACAACAGGAGGAUCACCACUACAGAUAAGAUGUAAAGAUUUUCGUUGUGUGACGUUCGUAAUACCUCGUGAUAGAGAUUGUCAGGACAUAACAGAGUCAUUACAGCAACUAUCACACCCAAGUAAUAUUGAGUCCCUUUAUGCAUUUGACUUUAGUUUGAAUGAUGACAUUCCAAAGUCUUUUGGGUGGCACCUGUAUGAUACAGAUACAGAAUAUCUACGUAUGGGUGUACCUAGUACACACUGGGCACUCACCAGUAUGAAUAAAAGCUAUGAAAUCUGUGAUACUUAUCCAAGAAAUUUAUACGUCCCAGCUAGCGCUACAACACCUAUUCUUGUUGGAAGUUCAAAGUUCAGAAGUAGAGGAAGAUUACCAGUGCUAUCAUAUCUUAACAGAGCUAAUCAGGCUGCCAUAUGCAGAUGUAGUCAGCCAUUAGCAGGGUUCAGUGCAAGAUGUGUGGAAGAUGAACAAAUGUUACAUGCAAUUCUCAAAGCUAAUCCAAAGUCAAAAUACAUGUAUGUUGUGGACACCCGGCCUAAGAUAAAUGCUAUGGCUAACAAGGCAGCAGGGAAAGGCUUUGAGAAUGAGAACUACUAUUCUGAUAUCAAGUUUUAUUUCUGUGGUAUAGAAAAUAUCCAUGUCAUGAGAAACAGUCUACAAAAACUUAUAGAUUUAUGUGAGAUGAGAAAUCCAUCAAUGAGUGCAUUCCUGACAGGACUUGAGUCAUGUGGGUGGUUAAAACAUAUCAAAUCUGUAUUAGAUACAGCAGUCUUUAUUGCAAAGGCAGUAAGAGAUGGAACAAGUGUAUUGGUUCAUUGUUCUGAUGGAUGGGACAGAACUGCACAAACCUGUUCUUUAUCAGGUCUAAUUCUGGAUCCAUACUACAGAACUGUUCAAGGUUUUCAGGCACUGAUAGAGAAGGAAUGGUUAUCUUUUGGUCACAAAUUUACCGAUCGUUGUGGAUUACUUGGUACCGUAGAUUCAAAGGAAGUAUCUCCAGUAUUUACUCAGUUUAUAGAAAGUGUGUGGCAGUUAAUGCAGCAAUUUCCAUGUGCUUUCCAGUUCAACGACCGUUUCUUGAUCACAAUUCACGACCAUGUUUAUUCCUGUCAGUUUGGUACUUUUGUUGGGAACUGUGAAAAAGAUAGGCUAGAUUUACGGUUGUCAGAGAGAACUUAUUCAUUGUGGGGAUACAUUACCAAGCACAUGACAGAAUAUUUGAAUCCUUUCUACAAAAAAUCUUAUGAGCAUCAAGAACCUGUGAUAAUGCCAAAUACUAGUCCACAAUGUGUAAAGUUUUGGGCAGGAAUGUAUAAUAGAUAUGAGAAUGGUAUCCAUCCAAGGGAGAAUAUUGUAGAUAUAUUAAGUUCUGCAAGUGACCAUUGUGCUUCCUUAGAAGAUCAUGUUCAGCUCUUAGAAAAGAGAAUAACACAAGUCUGUAAGUUAUUGGGUAAACCAGACCAAGUGAUUGAAAAGAAAUUAAAUGGCUUCCUGUCUACAGAAUCAUUGGACCAAGUUAGUGAUGACAACAAUGAUUUACCCUUAAAAAUAAACAAAGAACUUAUUAUCAACGGUGACACAGAAAAACAACAAAGUGAUGGGGAAUCGACGGAAAAAGAUAUUAUAAAUAGCAACAAGAAAAGUGACUCUGAGUCAGGAUUUGAAGAAAUGUCCAAAUCAGUUCCUGAGGAUUUGAAUAUUAACAUGACAUUACCAGGUAUAGAAGAUUGUCGGACUAUGGACUCUAGCAUGACACGCUCGGCAAGCGCUGAGCAGCUUAAUUUGGACUAUUUAGUUUUAGAACUGACAAGUGUUGCUCUGGAUUGGAAGUCCUUCAGAAAUGUACAUAACUGCUCAUGUGCUUCUCCCUUUGACCGCUUUACCAAAAAGUUCCAUUGUUGGAAAUGCGGUGAUGUAUUCUGCACUCGAUGUAUUGCCAAGAAUAUACCAUUACCUGGACAUUAUUCCAAACGACCUGUACCAGUCUGUCGACCAUGUUAUAAGGACAUUCGACACUCGCCUUCCAUGGAAUUUUCUCCACCAAUCAACAACACAAGCUAACCACUGUCUUUUGUGAUAUAUUUAGUUACUAGUCUUAACAUACAAAAAACAUGAUGUAUUUGAUAUAGUCUAUGAUUGAAGUAGAAACAAGUUUUUGAAGAAUCAGUCAUUCCAUACUUAUAGUUUAUAAAUCAUUUGGUUGGAAUAAAUUUGCUUGAAAUGUGUCUUGAUUAUCUCCCUUAGUUUAAGUUUUGUAAUGAUAUUUUUUAAGGUUUAUUUUAAUAACAGAGACAACUUUGCUCCUAUAUUUUGGAUAAAAAAAACCUUUCUAAUGGGUUUAUUUAUACUUUGAAAGAACCUUUUGUCAGUGAUUUAUACUUGUCUUGUCUAGUCCAUUGUUUUGUGUAACUUUAUAAGAACAAAAAUUUUUUCUCAGGUAUAAGAAAUUCUUUUUUUUUUCAUGAGAAUGUCAAAACCAAUAUUUUUAUUAAUGUAUUAUGCAAGCAGAUGUUUUCAGAAUUAGUAUGCAGUUUGGAAUUUUAAAACAAAGUCUAAACUUGAGUUGGAAAUUUUUCAGGAAAAGAAGUACAUGAUACAUAGUUGUCUCUGGUGGAUAGUUGUCUCAUUGGCAAUCAUACCACAUCUUCUUAUUUUUAUAAACCCUUAAAUGAAUACAGUUGUCUUAUGCCACAUUUGGUGUCAUGUUGAAUCAAGACUAUCUUCAGCUUCUGGGAUUUCAAUUUAGAAUUAUACAAAGUAAAGCAAAAUUCCAGAAAUGAGACAGCAUUUAUACUGUAAAUUCAGAAAUUAUUGCUUGCAUUUAUUAUUGCGAUUUUUGAAGAAUUGACAAAAUGAGAUUAAUUAUUUCAGGAAAAGCUGCAUACAGAUGUAUGUAUAAGAUAUCAGAAUGUGAGUUCUUAUUAUUGUGAUACUCCUCCAGUGGCAUUAUGUGCAUUAAUAAAUACCUUGCAACAAUUUCUGAAUUUACAGUACUUGAAAUUUAGGCAACUGCUAUAGUUCCUAUACCAUGAUGAACAUAUAAAGUCAUAUACUUGAAUAUGUUUACAUGAUUUGCACAUUUGAAUCAUUUCCUUGAUUGAACCGAUGCUUUUCCUCCAAUUUUAAGAUGAUGUUUGGUAUCAAUCACUUGUAUGAGGUCACAAAUUUCCUCUUGUAACAAAUAAAAUUCAAUGAUAUCAUUUCUAUAUUUAUUUCAUGUAAUAGAGGACAGAUGUUAAAGUUAGAUAUUAAUUUGGGUGUAUUAUUUAUGCAUUUUAUUGUUUAUCAGAAACUGUUUGUAAAUUUGUAAAACACUCUCACAGUGGUAAUAUCUUAAACUGGCAGUGAUGUAUAUAUAUUUUAGUUUAACACUUCUGCAACUAUUUUCACAAAAAAUCAUGGCAGUCAUGAAGAUUUCAGUAUAACUUAAGAUUAAUUUUGAAUUCAAGAUUUUUUGUGAAAAUAGUCUGUCAAAUAUAUAUUUUUGAUUUAGUAUAUUUUGUUACAUAUAAAUCUUAUACUUUUGUUCUCUAUAUAUUUUGUUUAUAAUGAAGGGUUAGUGCAAUGUUAUUUAAUUUGUUCAAUUUAUUUUGUUUUUUUUUUGGGACAAAAAUUCUAGAAUAUGGUGAUAAUUAUAGCACAGAUUUCAAAAUACACCUUUCAACAUUUAGCUUUCUUUUCCUGAAAUAAUUUUGAUAUAUAAGUUUAUUUGAUGAAAAAUGGAUGCCAUUUCGAAGAUGAGCCAAACAUGCAACAUUGCAAAAUCAAUAUAAUGACUAAAUGAAGAUUUUGUUUUGUUUAAAGGCAUGGUAAUACAAAAAGAGCACACAUAUAGACUGUUUUUAUCUUAUGCUUUAUAGAAUGAGAUAAAGGAACAGUAUAAUAUGCUUUGCUCCUGUAUGUGAAGUAGGUAUCAGUAAUAAAAAAAGAAAGUGUGUAGAAUCAAGAAUUUUUUCCUUCUUUCAAAAUUGGUAAUAAUUGUUGAUCAGUGUAUUUGAUGUAUUGAAUUCACAUGAAAAAUUAUAUUACUAAAUGAUUAAACGGCAUUUCCAAAAAUUCUGCAACAUUAUAUUUUGAUACGGUAUUUUUAAAUUAAAAUUGAUACACAACUGACAUAAAUUUUUUUGUAGUUGUAGUAUUAUCAAUUAAAAACAUGGACAAUGAGAACCUCAAGAUUUAGUAUUAAUUUCUCUGCACAUUUCAUCAUUUAAGGGUCAUCAGAAAAAUAGAAUCACAUCAUUGAUAUUAUUAGCAUCACAUUACGUAGAUGGUACCUUUAUACCUUUUCAUACACAAUUUUAGAGCUUGAAUCAAAAUGGGAAUUUCAUUAUUUCUAUUUGUGUACUUAGCAAUAAAAGGAAAACACAUUUUGUAGCAUAUACAUAAAACAUUCCACACACAUAUAUAUAUAUUAUUUGUUAAUACUGUUUUAUUUGAUGAAACAAUUUCUUUUUUUUUAAUUUAGUUAAAUAAUAUAUAGACCUAUAGAAUAUUUUGCAUCCCUGUUUGAAAGAUGAGACAGAAGGAGAAUGAAUUUUAAAAUAUUUCUUUUGAAACAUAAAGACUACCGGUACCCAAAUUUGAGUGAAAGAAAACACUAAAAUGUGCAUUGUUGUUACUGUUUUUUGAAUAACCUUAUUUGGCAUGGCUACAUUUUUGUUAGUUUGGAAUUCGUUUAAUUAAAGCUCUCUACUGUCAAGAAAUAAAAAAAACAACCAGUAACAAUUGUCUCAUCGUCAGUAUUUUACAUAAAUAUCUGUAAAUGUAUUCGUGUACAGUAUGUUUAUCUGGUUGAUAUGAGUCUGUACAAUACGGGUCAGAUAUAAUCAGUUCAGUCACAUUAUAAUUUAUGUUCUUUUAUGUGGAUGCUUCUGUUUGGUAGUUUUGUGACAUAACUCUAUGAAAUUGUCACAUUUCUGGUGAAACCAGUUUUCUUUAUGCAACAUUUGGAUCGAAAAUAAUUUUAGUUAUUUGAGUGAAUAAGUUUUAUAAAACCAUGAAAAUUUGUGCGCGUUUAAUCUUUCCUUUUAAAAAUUUUGACCAUAAGCCAGAUAUGUUUUACAUUGAUCGUAAGUCAAUAAAAAGAUAGAUUCUAGAACUGUGUAAACGACGUUUAAAAAAAUGACGAAAGAUUUACAAACAGAAGUACUUAUACACAUGCAGAUGUAAAAAAAUCUGUUUUGAAUUUUGCCAGAAUUUGAUGUUACCUCUAUGGUAAAAUAAAAAAUUAAAAAACUGUUCAUUUUAAUAAAUGUUGUUUCAAAAUGAAAAAUCUUGUAUACUUGCCAUCUGAUAGUUCACUGAAUUAGAAUUUUUUGUGACAUCUGUUAUAGUCCCUCGUUUCAUGCUAAUGUUUAGUAAGGAUCUUAUUUUUGUUCCAUUUGGUUAAAGGUGCUUUAUAAAGAAUGUCAUAGUAAGUUUGUGUUGCAUAGUUACUUAGUUUUUAUAUGCAAAGUAUUGUAUACCAGCUCAAAGCUAGCUAUAACACAGUAGUUUGCUUUGAAUGUUUAUAACAAAAUGAAACACCAAAUAAAUUUCCAUACAUCA